Molecule: messenger RNA, 879 nt
Organism: Salvia splendens (bonfire salvia)
Lineage: Eukaryota; Viridiplantae; Streptophyta; Magnoliopsida; Lamiales; Lamiaceae
Exons: 4
Coding region: 1-879 (292 amino acids)
Source: RefSeq, a predicted model, not a curated record
AUGGUAAACAAUUUGGUCAGUUCGCAGCAGCACCUUCAAAAUAACAUGCAGUCCAACAAUGAUGUGGUACAUAAGCUUCAAGACGCUCAGGUGGAACACAAGGCAGCCAUGGACAUGCUGAUGAAGCAGUUAUCCCAUAUCGCCACUUCCUUGAGUGAAAUGCGUGGGAUUGAAGGAGAAUCCCUGCCACCGUUAAGCCACAGGAUAGGGCUAACAUCAGAAGACAUUGGGACAAAGGAGGUGGAAACAAGGGAAGCCAGAACAGAGGAUGAUAUCCAGACCAGUGACUUGGGAAGACCACUACCCCAAAUGGCUGACCCAUUCUUCCUAGACCCAGGAAUUGAAGUAGAAAAAGAGGAAGUAAGGGAAGAAACUGGAGAGUCUUCCAAGAGAGACUCCAGUAACACAGUUAAGCAUGUGAAACCCUUUCACUACAGAGGAGAGGCUCUGAAAUUGCCUCUCUUCAGCAAGUUCAUCAAGGAAUUCAUCGCUAGGAAAACCAAAUUCAAUGGAAAGAUAGUGAUCGGAGAGAAUGUUUCAGCAAUGAUCCAGAAGAGGAGGAUGCCUUUGAAACGAACUGACCCUGGUAUGUUCACUUUGCCUAUUUCAAUUGAGGACAUUAAAAUUGAGCAUGCAAUGUGUGAUCUAGGAGCAUCUAAUGUUUUACCUCAGUCGAUCUAUAAGAAGAUGAGUGAAAAUGAAUCUGCUGAGUCUAGUGGAGUGCUUUUAGGAAGACCGUUCUUACGCACAGCUAAGACUAUAAUUGAUGUUUUUGAUGGAACCAUUUGUCCGGACUAUCAUGGGGAGAAAUUCACAUUUAACAUUGAUGAGUCUAUGAAAAAACCUUUGGAUGUAGAAAAUCUUCAUGCUGUGGAUUGA